UUUACGGGGCGGGCGGCAGCGGCGCUGCCAGGCAGGGCCAGGCCUCGGCUGGGGGGGAGCGGCCGGGCCGGGCCAGGCUAGGCCGGGCCGGGCCUCACCUCACCUCAGCAUAAUGUCCGCCUGCCACUGCUGCGCCGCCGCCGCGCGGCUGCUGGGCUCUGCGCGGAGAGGUAUUACUUGCGGUCGUACACGCGUCCCUGUUUUAGGAAAGCUUGGGACUUUUGAAACUUGUUCCCUCAAACGAAUUCCUCUUAGAAACUUUUCAGAAACACCAGCGUAUUUUGCUUCAAAGGAUGGCGCAAGCAAGGAUGGCUCUGGAGAAGGAGGCAAGAAGUCUGUCGGUGAAGGGGGUGGUAAAAAGUCAAGCUCUGGAAGUUCUGGGAAAGGAGGGAACCAGCUGCGCUGCCCGAAGUGUGGUGACUUGUGCACACACGUGGAGACCUUUGUCUCUUCCACUCGUUUUGUGAAGUGUGAGAAGUGUCACCAUUUUUUUGUUGUACUGUCAGAGGCAGACACAAAAAAGAGCAUCAUUAAAGAGCCUGAGUCAGCAGCUGAAGCUGUGAAAUUGGCAUUCCAGCAGAAGCCACCUCCUCCACCGAAAAAGAUUUAUAACUACCUCGACAAAUAUGUUGUUGGUCAGUGUUUUGCCAAGAAGGUGCUUUCAGUAGCUGUGUAUAAUCAUUACAAGAGGAUCUACAAUAAUAUUCCAGCUAACCUGAGACAGCAGGCUGAAGUUGAAAAGCAGACUUCUUUAACACCAAGAGAAUUAGAAAUCAGAAGACGGGAGGAUGAGUACAGAUUUACAAAGCUGCUGCAGAUUGCUGGGAUUAGUCCACAUGGUAAUGCUUUAGGAGCAUCGAUGCAGCAACAAAUGAACCAGCAAAUACCUCAGGAAAAACGGGGAGGAGAAGUACUAGAUUCGCCCAAUGAUGACAUAAAACUUGAAAAAAGUAAUAUUUUGCUGCUUGGACCAACUGGAUCAGGUAAAACCUUGCUGGCUCAGACUCUAGCUAAAUGUCUAGAUGUACCUUUUGCUAUCUGUGACUGUACUACCUUGACUCAAGCUGGCUAUGUUGGCGAAGACAUUGAAUCUGUCAUUGCAAAACUGCUGCAAGAUGCCAACUACAACGUAGAAAAAGCUCAGCAAGGAAUUGUUUUUCUGGAUGAAGUAGAUAAGAUUGGCAGCGUUCCCGGUAUUCAUCAGUUACGGGAUGUUGGAGGAGAAGGUGUUCAACAAGGCCUGUUAAAAUUACUAGAAGGCACAAUAGUAAACGUUCCAGAAAAGAAUUCCCGUAAGCUACGUGGAGAAACGGUGCAGGUGGACACAACAAACAUCCUCUUUGUAGCUUCUGGUGCUUUCAAUGGUCUUGACAGAAUUAUCAGCAGGAGGAAAAAUGAAAAAUAUCUAGGAUUUGGGACACCAUCUAAUAUCGGAAAAGGCAGAAGGGCUGCAGCAGCAGCUGAUCUUGCUAAUAUAAGUGGAGAGUCCAACACACACGAAGACAUAGAAGAAAAGGAUCGCUUGCUGCGUCAUGUGGAAGCCAGAGAUCUCAUUGAAUUUGGCAUGAUUCCUGAGUUUGUGGGACGUUUGCCUGUUGUGGUUCCUCUGCACAGCCUUGAUGAGAAAACCCUUGUACGGAUUCUUACUGAGCCACGAAAUGCUGUGGUCCCCCAAUACCAGGCAUUAUUCAGCAUGGAUAAGUGUGAAUUAAAUGUAACUGAAGAUGCAUUGAAGGCUAUAGCCAGACUAGCCCUGGACAGAAAAACUGGUGCAAGAGGUCUGCGAUCUAUAAUGGAAAAGCUGUUGCUGGAGCCCAUGUUUGAAGUGCCCAACUCUGACAUCGUAUGCGUGGAAGUUGACAAAGAUGUUGUAGAAGGCAAAAAAGAGCCAGGAUACAUUAGGGCUCCCACUAAAGAUUCAUCCGAAGAGGAAUAUGACUCUGGAGUUGAGGAAGAAGGCUGGCCUCGACAAGCAGAUGCUGCAAACCAUUAAAUACUGUCAGAACGCUCUCCUGCAUAAAGCGCACUUGGUUAUUUCCUUAGGAUUUGCCUCUGGCUUCACAAUCUGAUACUAACAGCAUUGGAUCUAUCUCGGAUAUGAUACGUGAUGAGGAACUUUAUUAGAUAAAUCAGAUCGUGUAUUUUACUGUGACAUCACAUUGAUUUAUUUGAUGGACAUUGUGUGGACUUGAACGGCAUAAUGUUCAAAUAUAAAUUGUAUAUUACAUUUGUUCGAUUAAAAUGUAUAGCAAAUAUAGCAACACCUGAAUUGCUUUUUCUAAAAACUAAACAGCAAUGCAGGUACUACCAAUAGUUAGAUUUUACAAUAAUGUUACUCUACAAAUGGGAAAACAAGUUUAAUAAUUAGUAGAGGGUGAAUAAACUAUUAGCUCCUCAUGUGACUCGCACGGGGUUGUGUUCAGGUCAGUGUUAGAUUUCUGCUGGUGUUUGAAACCCAGCAGGUGCUGGAGUGACUUGUUACAUGUGUGGGAGGAAGCCCUUGCAACAGGAUUUUGAAAAACUAGGGGACACUUUAUGGACACUGCUGGGAGAUUUUGCUAAAUGUAACACUAGCUUGUUACGUUAAUUUGGAUGCAAUAUCAAAUACAUCCUAUUGCUCACCUCUCCAUUAGGAGUAAGUUUUAGUCACCUGGAGUACCGUGAAAGAAGGUGAAGACAACAAUUUGCUUAUUUUUUCCAGAAGGGUAAAUAAGAUUUCCAGGAAUUGGUAAGCCAUCUGAGUUUGGAAGAGAACUUGGCAUAAAUUUUUAAAUAUUAAUGUUCUAAUAUAGUACAUUUUGUUUAACAUAUUGGAACUAUCAUGCAUCAAUUUUUUGGUGCCAGGUAUUUGCCCAACCUAUCUUAUAAUGUUGAGAUGAAAGAAGUAAAUGUAUAAUAUUUUUGAUGUAAUCAGUAGUGAUUGUUCACAUGACAGUGCUUUUAAGUUAUAUGCUCAAAUGCUAGUAUUGCAUCUUGUGGUUUUGUCUUUGAUUUUUAGUCUCACAGCAAGCAAUCCUCCCUCUUCUGUUUCACGUCAAAAUAAAUUCAAUCCUUUAGGAAAGUCUUUGUAAAAAAAAAAAAAAAAAACCAACACUAAAGGACCUGUAUGUUUUUUAUUUGUUCGAGGAAUUAAAAUUGUUGCUUACAACUUGGUUUUGUCCUUCAGUGAUGCACAGAUUUAGAUUUUACUGGGCCCUUUUUAAUUUUAAUUCACGCUAUUUCAAUAAAACUUGCAUCAUUCUUUUCCAUCUAGUAGAUAUUUUAGGUAAGGGAAGGUACUGCAGAUGUGUUGGCCCUAUUUCUCGUUAAUUUUUGUCAUGUAAGUUGUAGGUGAUGGUCCUGUAAUACUUGUGUUCCUACACAGAAAGCAGUUUUAGCGAGAUGCAACGGAUGCUGGUUAGGAUUUCACGUUUUUUUUUUCUGGUUAAACGACCCGUUAAUGGUUCAGAAAAAGCUGCUUUUAGAAUUGAGGAAGUUUCUAGGAGAAGCUUAGUCACCUCAAAUCUAAAUCUGUGGUGAUCUGUCUGUAACUUUAUCCUCAUUUUCCUUUUUGUAGAGUGAAGAACAUAACCGACCGCUUUUAACUCCAAAUUCUUUAAUCCUUUUUUAAGUGGAGCAGGGGGAGGGGAAACAUUUUAGGCAAAACUGUUGAACAACUUAGUUUUGGAAGUUGUUUCGCCUUAUGUAACCAAGAACUGUUUUUAAGGAAACAAAUGCUGUGUAACUACAGUUUGUACUUCACUGCUGGCGUUUGAAUAAAACAAAGUGGAAUACUCGA
Messenger RNA from Cygnus atratus (black swan), 3778 nucleotides. RefSeq names its product caseinolytic mitochondrial matrix peptidase chaperone subunit X (gene CLPX). Gene Ontology annotation, molecular function: ATP hydrolysis activity; ATP binding; zinc ion binding. NCBI's taxonomy places the organism in Eukaryota, Metazoa, Chordata, Aves, Anseriformes, Anatidae. Gene Ontology annotation, biological process: protein catabolic process; proteolysis. The record is from RefSeq and is a predicted model, not a curated record. The transcript has 14 exons. The coding region runs from base 113 to 1993 and encodes 626 amino acids. Gene Ontology annotation, cellular component: mitochondrial matrix.